AUGUUGCUUGAAACAUGUGUUACUAUUUUCAAAAGAAGUCUAGUGAGAGGAAACUUCACUAGCUUUAUUCAGACUUGCAAACACUCACAAGAUUCUAAGGCAGGAAUUGAUGCAGCAUCUGAAAAAAGAGAGUCUAGGCGUAUGGCCGAAUUUCGUAAGAAACUGAGAGAAACCACUCCAAUUCAGGAUCUUGGUGAACAACCAUUAACACAUUCCCCACAAGAGGAAAAUGCUUUACCGGCAUGGCCUAAUGAUACUAAUCCCCAUACAGGAGAAGUAGGUGGACCUAGAGGUCCAGAACCAACUCGAUAUGGUGAUUGGGAAAGAAAAGGGAGAGUAUCAGAUUUUUAA
Molecule: messenger RNA, 351 nt
Organism: Parnassius apollo (apollo)
Lineage: Eukaryota; Metazoa; Arthropoda; Insecta; Lepidoptera; Papilionidae
Source: the annotation of a GenBank genome assembly